UUUUUUUUUUUUUUUUUUUUUUUUUUUUUUUUCUAGGAUUAAUGAUGCAGAAGCUGUUGAACAUAAAGCAUAAUUUAUUUAUAAAUGUAAUUUUAAUUUUAUUUUGAACUCCUAUGGUUACUUCAUUUGUAAUUGGAAAAAAAAAAAAUCAGAACUUCAGUACCUUGCCUUAUAAAUGUCUGAAUAUGUAAUGGACCAUCUCAACCAAAAGUAAACCGAUCCCGGGCUUCUAAUUAUUUUAUAUACUCUAGGCUACAGGAUCGGUUUAUAUACUCUAUUGGAAUAUAUCAUUUCCCUUUUUUUACUAGUAAUUUUUUAUAUGUAUUUAUUUAGAAACCGGUUACAGAAGUCAAUUUGGCCUGGUAACCUGUUUCAGUACCUUCCCUGCAACAAAACAAAGUUCAGUCCUUUCCCUGUAACUUUUAGGAAACUUCAAUACUCUCCAUUACAAUUAACUCCUUAUAUAUUAAAAAAAUGGUAUAAUCGUUGCAUAUAAUAUAAAAUGGAGGUAGUAGAAACUUUUCGAUUUUCAACUAUCGAGUUUUCAAUUUCAUUUCAUGCCUUUAUGUUUUUUAUUUAUUAUGUAAUAUGGUAAAUAAGGCUUUUUUUUAGAGCCUAACCUAUUAUAACAAGCUUUUAUGUAACUUUGGAAGACAGGAAUCAGAUAAUGAAUUAAAAAUUCCAUAUUCAAGCCGUUCUUGUCUAUUCCUCCUCGCAGCAUCUGCCUUCCUCUCUUGCAGGCAUUUAUCGAAAGAUACGAUCACAGUUCAGAUUCAUUUAUCAUAGAUAAACAGGCCUUGCAAUUUUGUGGCAAAGAAGUUGAGUCCUGUCUAAGAAUAGCGAACAAGGGAAAACUUAUUGAUUUUACAACUCAGGUUAGGAAAACUCCUGAGAUUUUUGAGCGUUAUUUUGGAAUAAAGGGAAAGAUAUUGAAAGAAGAUUUGAUGGAGAAGCUGAAGCACAUGAAUGUGAAAAAGGAUAACGCCGAUGACUUCUUUAGGUUGUCUGUUUAUUUUAUGUUUAGUGUGUACUUCAGUACAAAUGAUACUUGCAUAUCAUUUUGGCCUGUGAGGUAUUUGGAGAGCCUGGAGCUCUUUAAAUCUUUCAAUUGGGCGCGUGCCAUCUACGAGUAUUUGAGGGAGUCAGUAAGAAAAACUGCAUAUGGACUUGCAGAAGAUGUUACUACUGUCAUAUCUAUGAAGGGGUGUCUUCCUCUCUUAGAGACAUUGAUAUACGGGCGCAUUGGGAGUCCUUACUUGAAAAUGGAAGUUGAUCCGAAAAUGUUUACAAAACCUUGUAUCAUCAUGUACACUAAGGGUGACUCUAGGAACCCCUGUACACUAAGGAGGGUGCUUGCUACUAUAAAAUUUGACAAGAUCAAAGAAUGUGAAGAUUGUUCAAUAGAGGAAGCCACUUCCCCUGAGAGUGUAGAUGCCAGUGGAUUGUGACGCGUUCUAAGAAGAAAUGCAUCCUCAUUGUUUUAUCAAGUUAGAAGGCACACCAGGCCAAGAAGCUUAUUUCUUGAGAUGAAUACUGAAGUCAGCCAUAUGCCAUGAUUUUGAGCCAUGUAUUGCAGGUAUUCUUGACUUGACCAACUAACGCGACUCAUUUGUAUAUUUGUAGUGUUACGAUUUAGGAAGUGUAUGAGUAUGUAUUGCUUUCCUGAGUCAUCAUUGUCAACGUCUCACUUGGUUUGUAUAUAUUAUACGGUAUACUAUAUGGUACAUAAUUCUAAUUUAUGCAUAUCAGUGAAGUAGGUAAGCAUAUGCAUUUAGCUGAUCAAGUAGUUUCCAAGGUAGCAAAUUUAGAUUAUUUGUUAAAUUAUUUUCGCGACAAGCAUAUGUACUUGUACUUAAAAUUCAUCAUACUGCUAGAAUAUUUGUUAGAUUAAUUUUCGUGACAAGCAUCGGUGAUGAUUAUGUUUAUGUCAAUCAUUUGUAUUUCUCCCAUGGCGUUUCCUGCUUUUUUAGGGAGGAAAGGAAGAAGAGAGUAAGAAACUAAUUGGGGUUACGUUGCUAAUGAGUUUUGGAUCAUAAUAAUAAAUAAUAAUCCAAGGAACUAUGAAAGGAAGAGAUCAUUUGUUUAGUUGGCUUUUGGAUCAUAAAUUCAUGAUAAUGAAAGGAAGAGAGCAUACAAUCCUUCACUUGAAUCCAAGAUUACUAAAAGCUGGAUUGAACUUUUUUUGUUUUUUUUUUUUUUUUGGGUAAAAACAAUUGAAUUUUUUUACUACUCCGUAUGUUUUUCAACUUGGUUUCUAAUUUGAUCCAAUUUGGCUUAAACUACGUAUUGUAUAUUGAAAUACAGCUUAUACGAACAUAUAACACUUAUAAUAUGUCGCUAUUGAUUUUAGACGGAGAGAAUUUAAAAUUAGGGGUGAUAAAUGCUGUUAAAUAAGCAUUUAUUUACUCUUAUUUAGAAUUCCGUCAAAAAAAAAAAAAAAAA
Messenger RNA from Chenopodium quinoa (quinoa), 2442 nucleotides. RefSeq lists its product as uncharacterized. NCBI's taxonomy places the organism in Eukaryota, Viridiplantae, Streptophyta, Magnoliopsida, Caryophyllales, Amaranthaceae. The coding region runs from base 945 to 1448 and encodes 167 amino acids. The transcript has 3 exons. The record is from RefSeq and is a predicted model, not a curated record.